AUGAAUCCACACGGGACAAAACGUGUAUCUAAGAAAAUAGAAUACGAAAACCACGAUGCCGUGCCACACAAUGAUGUAACGGAAGGAAAAAUAACCACAGUUUAUGAUCUAUGUGCCGAUAUUUGGCAAGAAAUCUUCGAUUAUUUUGAAGUUGUAGAAUUGUUUAACACAUUUGCCUACGUAAUUCCUUCAGCUGAUCAAGUACUGUUUAGCAGAAAUGAACAUUAUCAACUGCGUGGACUGACAAUUGAUGAUGAUACGGAACAUUUACCAGAAAAUAUGAAAUUAAGUUGUAUCAUUUCCCUUACUGUUCGCAAUAUAUAUUGUUUCGACAUUAUCCAACGGUGCAUCGAACUUCGUUCAUUAAAAUUAAUCGGUGAGGCUGAAUGGAUUACGUCUAUGAUCAUAAAGACUGAUCAAACGUGCUGCAAAUUGGAACAGCUAUCUGUUGAUAUAUCUGCGGUUGGAUCUAUUUCAGAAAUAUUAACAUGUGUUGCAUCUAUUUAUUCAUUACGUCGAUUAGAGAUUUGCGCGGAUCGUUUCGUAGAAGACGUGAAUAGCUUUUGUUCAGUUAAGAAAGCAAGCAAAAUCGAACAUCUUAUCGUCAAUUCAUGCAGUAUCUUUGAUUGGAAUCAAUUACCCCAGAUACUUCCUCGCUUUGUUGACAUGCAGCUGCUAAGUAUCAGUCUGAUUGAUGACAAUCAGAAAUCAAUUCCUUCGUUUUAUUUGCACACUGCAACAAUGACGAAUCUUUGUAAACUAAAAUUAAAUGGUCUGGUAUGCGAGGAUGGCUUUGUUAGUAAUCAAAGAUGGGCACAACUUUUGGAAUCUGCGCAGAAUUCAAUCCGUAUAUGCGUUAAUGUAUUUUUACAGCAAGAUGCACGUUCUUAUUUUGAUGAAAGAGUCAAAGUAACACUAAGGAAUUUUGGUUUGAGUCUAACGAGUAACAAUAAUGAUGCAGAUUAUUGCAUGAAUGAUGAAGAUGCAAAUUGCUGGUGGAAUUUGCGGGGCAUGAUUAGAAAACAAUGA
Molecule: messenger RNA, 1029 nt
Organism: Adineta ricciae
Lineage: Eukaryota; Metazoa; Rotifera; Eurotatoria; Adinetida; Adinetidae
Source: the annotation of a GenBank genome assembly